Pteronotus mesoamericanus is the source of this 585-nucleotide messenger RNA. Its product is annotated as ferritin, heavy subunit-like. The record is from RefSeq and is a predicted model, not a curated record. The coding region runs from base 1 to 585 and encodes 194 amino acids. Gene Ontology annotation, molecular function: ferric iron binding; ferrous iron binding. Gene Ontology annotation, biological process: intracellular iron ion homeostasis; iron ion transport. The transcript is spliced from 5 exons. Gene Ontology annotation, cellular component: cytoplasm. NCBI's taxonomy places the organism in Eukaryota, Metazoa, Chordata, Mammalia, Chiroptera, Mormoopidae.
AUGGCAUACCAGGCCCAGAACCUCAUCUCUGAAGAGUGUCGGGUUGCUAUUAAUCAUGUGGCAUCUUAUGAGCUGCAUAUCAGUGAUGCUUAUUUAUCUAUGGCCUGUUAUUACAAUGAAGACACCGAAGCACCUCUCUUUGCCGCAUUCUUCGAAGACCAAGCUGAGGUGAAAAGGGAACAUGGGAAGCAGUUCCUAAGAUAUCUAAGACGACGUGAGGGUCAAAUCUGUCUUCCAGUGAUUAAGAGGCCUGAUAUAGAUACCUGGGGAACUGGUAUAAAGGCUCUAGAGUCUGCUCUGGAGUUGGAGAACAAAUUAACCCAGCUUCUGCAGGACCUGAAGACCGUGGCUUCAGACAGCAGUGAUAAGGAUCUUGUACGCUUCAUGGGAAAGUACCUGGAUAAACAGAGGAGGAACACAAGCUACCUGGAACACCAGCUUAUAUAUCAUAGGAGAUUAGAAAAGCAGGCCCAGCAGGAAGAACCAUUUGAAAAGCCUGCUGAGGUGUCAGGCCUUAAGAACCGACAGCACUGGGCUGCCUAUACUACCACCAGCCCUACAGAUGACAUCGGCACUGGAGAAUAA